This is a messenger RNA of Charadrius vociferus (killdeer), 699 nucleotides long. It is a transcript of the gene FBLIM1, whose product is annotated as filamin binding LIM protein 1. Gene Ontology annotation, cellular component: stress fiber; focal adhesion. NCBI's taxonomy places the organism in Eukaryota, Metazoa, Chordata, Aves, Charadriiformes, Charadriidae. Gene Ontology annotation, biological process: cell-cell adhesion. The transcript has 7 exons. Gene Ontology annotation, molecular function: filamin binding. The record is from RefSeq and is a predicted model, not a curated record.
AUGCUGCCGGGGAAAGCGGAGAAGAGGAUCGCUUCAUCCGUCUUCAUCACCCUGGUGCCACCGCGGAGGGAGGUGGUCACCAAGGAGCAAACCCCCAGGGAGACGCGGCCGCCCGUGCCCGCGGAGGCGCGGGGUCCGGCGCUCCAGCAACUGGACCUGGCGGCAUCCACCACUCUCCAGGCCCCUUCCGCCUUCCCCGCCGAAUUGAGGCCGCCCAAAUUUUGCCAGGAGCAAGCAGGCACGCCGCAGCGGCAGGAUGCAAAUGGGUACGCGGAGAGGGACGGCUCCAGAGACAUCUGCGCCUUCUGCCACAAAACGGUGGGGACCCGGGAGCCGACGGUGGCGGCGAUGAGGAAGCAGUAACACCCCGGCUGCUUCUCCUGCGCCGCCUGCGGCCGUGCCAUCGGUGCCGAGAGCUUCGCCGUGGACGAGCGGGACGAGGUGUACUGCGUGGCCGACUUUUACAGGAAAUACGCUGCGGUUUGCAGCGCCUGCGAGCACCCCAUCGUUCCCGGCGAGGACAAGGACACCUACAAGAUCGAGUGCCUGGGACGCAGUUUCCACGAGAGCUGCUACCGCUGUGAGAGCUGUAGGACACCUCUGUCGCCGGAGCCGACGGAGAACGGGUGCUACCCCCUGGGCGACCACCUCCUCUGCAAGUCCUGCCACGUCCGUCGGCGAAACGAGUCGUCCUGCUAA